Messenger RNA from Pyricularia grisea, 3144 nucleotides. RefSeq lists its product as uncharacterized. Lineage: Eukaryota; Fungi; Ascomycota; Sordariomycetes; Magnaporthales; Pyriculariaceae. Gene Ontology annotation, biological process: peptidyl-serine phosphorylation; intracellular signal transduction. The transcript is spliced from 2 exons. The coding region runs from base 1 to 3144 and encodes 1047 amino acids. Gene Ontology annotation, molecular function: protein serine/threonine kinase activity; ATP binding. The record is from RefSeq and is a predicted model, not a curated record.
AUGAUGUUAAGGGGAAGAGCCGCAGGCAAAGUCCUGGGUGGCUCUGAUACAAUGUUAUUGGAGCAGGAUGACAAAACCCGAGAAUCACAGCCAGAUCAGGUACAGGGUGAAUAUUACUACUCUGCGUCGCAGGCGGGCAACAGCAGCAGCGGGUCGUCAUUACAGACCAAGUUGCCGCGCAGAGAGUCCAAGGUCAGCUUGGCUCUCAGGGCGCUGACCAACAGAAGUUCCAGUAUAUCUGUAUUAGAACGGCCCGCGAGCCCACACGGCACGACGACGUCCCAACGCCCAUCUCCGCCGCGGGGCAGCCCCAUGAGUAUUGUCAAGAAGGUUUCAUCGUCCAUCUUUAAGCCCGCGAUAGAACAUACGGUUAUGCACCGCUCCAAGCACAAGGCUCGACUAUCUCUUGAAGCUAUCGGGACCGCAUCCACGGUAGCUGUGGCAUCGUCUGAACCAGCCGGCGUGUUUUUGCCAGUCUCGUCGUCAGCACUGAACGCGGCCAGCAACAGCAAUAUCAGUGCCACUGAUAGCAAGCCUGCAGUCCGCAGCUCGCAGCUUUUCUCUGCACCAAACACCAUUUCAACCGGCAUGACCUCGCUCGAUUCUAAAUUCUCAGGCUCAACCAAGUCUAAAGACAAAGAGGCUGCCGCCCAGUCCAAGGAGAAGGAUGUUGCCGACAUCCCUGACAGACCCGAUGACCCCAUUUGCAGGAAGAGUAUCGCCCCUGCGAGGCGCCGCGUUCCUAUGACACGCUGCAGCCCCGAGGGGCCUCUGGCACCAAUUCAGGAAACAAAGUCACUAGAGGAUACUGCAGCCACUGCACCCACCAUCGCCACGGUCGAGAAGGCCGCAGCAGCCAAGAUCUACCUGGAAACGUUCUAUGACAAGCUUCUGUCACACCCAACCCCUCGUGACAUACGCCUGCAAGUGCUCAAAGGCGAUCUGAACCGCGAUGCGCAGGUAAUGAGCCCCGAGGACUAUGCAGUCCGGCGCCAGUCAUAUUUUGACGGCUUCUGCCGCGCCGAAUCCGAUUACCUGCGUGAGAUGCGGGUUAUGAAGGCUCGCUCCAUUCGCGCCCUCAAUUCGCCCAAAGGCAGCAGCUUCACGGGUACUCCCGAUAUCUGCGAAAACGACUAUGACGUCCUCAAGAUCCUGGGCAAGGGUAGCUUUGGUGUUGUCCGCCUGGUGCGGGACCGACGAGAGGCCCAACAGCCACUACAACAGCCAUACUGUAGAACUCCAGGUCCGGCUGUGUAUGCCAUGAAGGUCAUCCGCAAGAGCACAAUGUUGCGCACAAGCCAAGAGGGUCACUUACGGGCUGAGCGGGACUUCCUCGUGGCGUCAGAGGGUUCGACGUGGAUCGUACCGCUAAUUGCGAGCUUUCAGGACGCGGCCAACCUGUACCUUGUGAUGGAGUACAUGCCCGGGGGCGACUUCCUGGGUCUCCUGAUACGUGAGACGACUCUGACGGAGCAGGUGGCGCGCUUCUACGCGGCGGAAAUGGUGCUGUGCGUCGAGGCGGCGCACGCGCUACGUUGCAUUCACCGCGACGUCAAGCCCGACAACUUCCUCAUCAGUGCAUCGGGCCACCUGCGCAUCAGUGAUUUUGGACUGGCUUUUGAUGGCCACUGGAGCCACGACACGGCCUACUACAACAACCACCGGUACUCAAUGCUGCGGAGGCUAGGAAUCAGCGUCGAGGGCGACGAGCAGGACCAGCGCGAGGGACAGAGCGUGCGCAUGACGAUGAAGUGGGCCAGCAGCAUCAUGAAUGGGAUGGAGAAGCACGAGCGCAAGGAUCCGGCGCCAGGGGAGGAGGCUAGCUUUGACGGCCACUGCAACAAGACGGUUGGCACCAACAGCGGAUCAAGAGAGCCGCUGCUGGCGUGGCGCAACCGUUGCGGUAACCGUACUUGGGCGACCAGUGUGGUCGGCACUAGCCAGUACAUGGCACCCGAAGUUGUGCGAGGCGAGAAGUACGACGGGCGAUGCGACUGGUGGAGCGUCGGUGUGAUCCUGUAUGAGUGCAUCUAUGGCCACACGCCUUUCCUGAGCGACGAGGGCCGCCACCAGACCAAGCAGAACAUUGUAAACCACCAUUCCACCUUCGCGUUUCCGUUGCAGCCCGAAGUCAGUCCACGUUGCCAGCAGCUGAUGAUGAGCCUGAUCACCGAUAAGCAGCACCGGCUGUGCUCGCGGCGGUAUAUCUUCAAGGACAUUGCUGCUGCUGCUGGGACAUCUGGUGCUGGGGGCUCGGAGUUUACAGGCGCUGGCGUUGGUAGUAUUGGCAGCAGGGAUCUGGCCGGGCGUUUUGUGUUCCCCUACGAUGCCGAGGACAUCAAGGCGCAUCGAUGGUUUCGCAACAUUCCAUGGGAACAUCUACACAAGCUCCCGCCGCCAUUUGUGCCGCAAAUUCGCAGUGCCGAUGACACCAAGUACUUUGACGAUGACGAAGAUCCCAUUAGCGACUGGUCCGACACGGAACCCUCCACACCUGGAGACGGCGAGGCCGAGACGACUGUUAUCGGCACAGCCGCCAUGACCACAAGCACGGCUGAUACCAUCAACGGCGCUACUUCCAUUAUACACGCGGCGGUGGACAGCCCCGUGGACAGCCCGCGUACGUCACGAAACUACAACGGCGGGGUGGUCACGGCGCUGACGCGACAGCAAGUCCGGGAGGCGGAGAUUGCGGCAUGGCUGCGCGGGUUCCGACGCUGCAUCCAAAAGGCGGCGCGUCACUGGGUGCAGGUGCCGUACGACGCGCUGAGGUUGCGAAACAUCGACCUGCGCAUCGAAUCCCUUCCAGACCUGACGGUCGAGCAGCGCGAGAUCCUGCGCAGGUUCGUGCGCAUAUUCGGGCGCAAAGAGAAGAAACGGCCACGAGACAGACUGCUGCGAGACAGGCAGACCAAGGGAAUCGUGCUCGAACUGAGGAAGAGGAAUGCAUUCCUGGGCUACACGUGGCGGCGCAUGAGGCCUGAAGCGUUACAGGAAAUGAUCUCGGCGGCAGAGGCAGAGGCCGAGGCUCGAAAGGCUGCAAGGGCGCUUGGGCAAAAUCUUUUCGAAAGAUACGAUAGUGGCUAUGAUGGCGACGAUGGCGAUGAUAGAAGAAGUCUCCUUGGACAUGGAGACAUACCCUGA